Messenger RNA from Branchiostoma belcheri (Belcher's lancelet), 1601 nucleotides. Its product is annotated as monocarboxylate transporter 13-like. Bases 87 to 1562 code for a protein of 491 amino acids. Gene Ontology annotation, molecular function: monocarboxylic acid transmembrane transporter activity. Gene Ontology annotation, biological process: monocarboxylic acid transport; transmembrane transport. Lineage: Eukaryota; Metazoa; Chordata; Leptocardii; Amphioxiformes; Branchiostomatidae. The transcript is spliced from 5 exons. The record is from RefSeq and is a predicted model, not a curated record.
CGACUCUUAUAACAUUGCGUCUUUUUCACAAUGCCCCGACUGUUAGAUCACGGGAAGUUCUACCUGCGCCCCGGCUAUUCCUUUGAAUGUGUACUCUGUGCAGAACGAAGCCGGGACGACCCGUUAAUCCACCAGACGGGGGCUGGGGGUGGAUGGUGGCCAUGGCCGGGUUUGUGGUGAGCGCAUGCUCGUACGGAGUCAUGCGGUCCCUGAGCGUGUUCUUUGUGACCUGGCAGGACUACUUUUCUGUGACCGCCGCUGAAACUGGUCUGAUCCAGUCCAUCAUUACAGGAGUUUUGAACCUGGCAGCACCAAUCGCUGGAGCUCUGAGCAACAGGUUUGGAUGCAGAGUGGUGGUCAUGGCCGGCGGAGUGAUAUCUUCGGCAGGAUUCGUGCUCAGUCUGUGGGCCACAUCACUCUUUCAUCUCUACGUCACUGCUGGGUUUAUGACAGGAUUUGGAAACUCCCUGUCCUUGAUGACUACCAUGGCAACCAUAGGACGAUAUUUCACCACUCACAGACUCCGCGCCAACAGUAUCGCCGCUAUAGGUGCCAGCGUCGUGUCUUUCGCGUUCCCUCCUUUAUUCCAGUACCUAAUGGACGAGUACACUUGGAGGGGUGCUUUAGUUAUCAUCGGAGGGAUCGUGCUUCAGGUAGCCGGGUUUGGGGCGUUAGUAAGACCCAUUGUGCUUAAAAGCGACGUCACCACAGAUAGAACUCCAGAAAAGGUCAAGGAUUCUUCAACACAAAGUAGUAGAUUGUCAGGAAACAGUACAACUGUAAACUUCACGACAGAGAAGUAUUCUUUAAACAGAGUUAUCUUAGACAAAAUAGGUUCUGUCCUGGAUAUCAGUCUGCUGACAGAGUCACGUUUUUUGUUGUUUUGCCUGGCCGUUUUUCUGUUCGGAUUCGGCCGGUUUGUUCCUAACAUCUACAUCGUUCCACGCGCGCGGGCCUUCGGGGUGGAAGAAUAUCCCUCGGCUUUUCUGCUGUCCAUCCUGGCCAUAGGAGACAUCGUGGGCCGAGGGUCGGUGGGUCUGCUGCCGGAGUGGCCGAGGUUCCGACGGGUGGACCAGUUCGCUAUGAACUCGUUUCUCAUGGGCUUCAUCACCUUGUUCGCACCGCUUGCGAAGAACUACGUCACCAUGGCGGUGUACAGUGCGUCCUAUGGUUUACUGAUGGGCGGGUGUGUUCCGCUCCUGUACUCUGCUAUCGCGGAAAUUGGGGGAGCCAACAGGAUGUCCAGCGCUCUCGGGAUCAUCAUGUUCUUACGAGGGAUAGGAAACCUCGCAGGACCACCCUUUUCAGGUUGGCUGCGUGAUAUCACAGGCAGUUUCGACGCCACCCUGUUGGAAGGCGGUGGCUGCUUGGUGCUAGCCGGGCUGCUGCCGUAUCUACUUCACCUGCGCGUGUUUCAACCCGCACAAACAGAGGACAAAGUCGGCGGACGUGAAACCGACGGCACCCGGCUGUCUCUGAUGGCUGCAGAGCGAGAAGAAUCGAACACAGCCUCUGCUCAAAAUCAUGAAACAAUGGUGGUCAUAAGGGAAACUUCCUUGUGAACUUGAUGCAAUGGACUCGAUUAUCACGAAUAAUAAUCA